ACACUAUUUAUAUCCUCGGCUAAUUAGGCUGAGUUGCACUUUAUUCCCACUGAUACCUCUUUCUUGUGGCUAGUGCUCUAAAAUGUAUACGACAGCAGAACUUGGAGCGUGAAAACUUGAGUGUAGAACAUGGUCUACGUGUGCUUUGGAGUGUUAAUCGAGUUUUAUUUCUCGCUUUGAGAGGAGUUGUAGUGUACACUGAAGUCGGACGGACAGACGGACGUUUAGAGACAGGUGGUGAAACCGUUAGAAAUGGAAAGGGUUCGGUGUGGAGUGAUGAUGAUGGAACAGCUGUAACUGCUCCCUCGUAGUGCUCAGGAAGCUGACAUUCGAUCUGAAACCUCAGUUUGGAGCACAGCCGGUCCAGAAUGUUCAACAGCAGUAAAAGGGUUUGAGAAUCGAUGGUGUGUGCGCUGCGGUCAUGGCGAGUGUUUCGGAGUUCUACGCAGGGAAGUGUGUGCUGAUCACCGGGGCGACGGGCUUCAUGGGGAAGGUGUUGGUGGAGAAGCUUCUGCGUUCCUGUCCCGAGGUUAAAGCUCUGUACCUGCUGAUUCGCACCAAACAGGGCCAGAGCUCACAGCAGAGGAUCCACACCAUGCUGCAGAGCAAGCUGUUUGACCGGCUCCGGGAGGAGAAUCCAGACUUCCAUAAGAGGAUCAUCCCUGUUAGCAGUGAACUAACACAGCCUGGACUCGCUCUGAGUGAUGAAGACGUACAGACGCUCACGCAGUCCGUCCACAUCAUCUUCCACUGUGCAGCCACCAUCCGCUUCGACGAGCCGCUCAAACAUGCUUUGCAGCUGAACGUGAUUGCGACGCAGCAGCUCCUGUGUCUGGCUCAGCAGAUGCAGCAGCUUCAUGCGUUUAUUCACAUUUCUACCGCAUACGCCAACUGCAACCGCCGCCAUAUUGAUGAGGUCAUCUACCCCCCACCUGUGGAGCCCGGCAAGCUCAUCCACUCACUGGAGUGGAUGGAUGAUGCAAUUGUCCAUGACCUCACACCGAGGCUGAUCGGUGAUUGGCCGAACACGUACACCUACACCAAAGCGCUGGCGGAGUGCGUGGUGCAGCAGGAGAGCGGGAAACUGAACAUAGGGAUCAUCAGACCCUCUAUUGUCGGGGCCAGCUGGCAGGAACCGUUCCCUGGCUGGAUUGACAACUUCAACGGACCGAGUGGUGUCUUCAUCGCGGCAGGAAAGGGGAUCUUGAGGACGAUGAGAGCCAGUAAUGAUGCAGUAGCAGAUCUGAUUCCAGUCGAUGUGGUGAUCAACCUCACACUCGCCGCAGGGUGGUACACUGCAGUGCACAGACCGAAGUCUGCUAUGGUUUAUAACUGUACAACAGGAGGCAUUAACCCUUUCCACUGGGGAGAGAUCGAGCAUCACGUGAUGUUGACGUUUAAGCGGAACCCUCUGGAGCAGGCGUUCCGUCGACCCAAUGCUAACAUCACCUCAAACUACCUGAUUUAUCAGUACUGGAUCCUGGUGAGCCACAAGUUUCCUGCGCUCCUCUACGACCUGUUCCUGAGACUGUCUGGACAAAAACCACAAAUGAUGCGGAUCUUUAACAGGCUGCAUAAAGCCAUCGGACUGUUGGAGUACUUCAGCAGUCAGGACUGGGAGUGGAAUUCUGACAACAUGAACAUGCUGAUGAACCAGCUGAGCACCGAGGACCGCAAGGUGUUUAACUUUGACGUGCGUCAGUUGAAUUGGCCGGAGUACAUUGAGAGUUACUGCAUCGGCACCAAGAAGUACGUACUGAACGAGGACAUGGCCGAUAUUCCCGCCGCCAGGCAGCACUUGCGCAAGCUGAGGAAUAUCCGUUACACGUUUAACACGGUCCUGCUGGUCUUUAUCUGGCGAGUCUUUAUCGCUCGCUCUCAGAUGGCCAGAAACAUCUGGUACUUUGUCGUCAGUUUGUGCUUCAAGUUUCUAUCCUACUUCAGAGCCUCGAGUACCCUCACCAAAUAAAUAACGGCAUUCUACUGACCCAGUCUCUUCCAGUGAACCCUGUUCUUUCUCCACAUCCAUCUCCAGACUGUCUGUGUACUCCAGUAUAGACCAGACUGUGUCUGUGCUCAUGAGCAGAAACUAACGCACACUCCCAGUUUACUGCAGCAUUGUCCUGUCUGACCUCAGUCCAUUUUGAGGGUGUACCCUGGUCUGCCCCUUGUCCAAUCGAGAAUACCCUAGUCUGCCCCUAGUCCACUGCGGUGUACCCUGGUACCAGUGGUCUUCCUGCAAUCCACUCUAGUGUACCCUGGUCUGCCCCAAGUCCACUAGAAUCUACCUUGGUCUACCCCCAGUCAUCUGCAGUAUACCCUGGUCUGCCUACAGCCCCACUUAAAUGUUCCCUGGUAUACCCACAGUCCAGUCAAACAUACCCUGGUGUGCUCCAAGUCCAGUUGCGUGUACCCUGGAGUUCCCUGCGUCUACUUGAGUAUACCCCCGUCUGCCCUCUAGUCUAACUAUGUGCCCUCCAGUUUGCCCAAAGUUUAAUUAACCAUAACUUGGUCUUCUUAAACAGACCCCACUUUAAUAUGUACCAGUAGUAAAGUCUGCCCCAAUCUACUAAAAUAUAAACCUCAUCUGCCCCAGUCUACUCGGAUAGACUCGGAUAGACUCUGAUAUCUUUGUACACAUACCCCGUUCUGCCCCCUGUCUAUUCGCUGUCUACGAGAAUAAGUCUGUCUGUACUCUUCCCCAGUUUAUCUGCGGUAUUCCCAUCUGACUUCACUAAUCCCCCCCACCCACCCCCCUUUUCCUAUCUGCUCCAUUGUGGUUCAGUUAACCCCUAAACUUUCACUUUUUGCCACUUUGUCACCUGAUCCUUAGAAACUGGUGUAUUCUUACCAACAGAACACAGCAUUGUACCGCCCAUGUGUAGCUCCACCUCCUGAUAAUCUCCUCCAGUCUUACUUUAAUUCAGAGACCAAUCUGAUAACGGUUCCCCAAAGUGUCCGGCUGAGUCUACCCCAAGCGUCCCUGUCGGAGUUACUCGGGGUAUCUGAGGGGUGGGUGGGGGGUAUGUGGUGUGAUGUCACCGUGAGAGCAUCCACUGUUUUUAGAGCUUUUACUUCUUUUAUAAAAAGUGUUCGUUAAAAAAAAAAGAAAAAGAAAGAAAGGAACAGAUAUAUAUGCAACAGCCACUCUUAUUUUACCUUGCCUGUAUACUUGUCAAUGUUCUCUGUUUAAUUAAUGAUAGAAUUAUUAUUAUUAUUAUUAUUAUUAUUAUUAUAUAUUGUUCUUAAUUGUCCCGAGACAAGGCCUUGAUUUUUAAAAAAAAAAAAAAAAAAAAAGCAAAAAAAACCAAACAUUUUAAUCAUGAUAGUGUUGAAAGACUUAUCGAAAUCCCUACAGUUCAGAAAGCUCUGGUUGUGUAUGCAUCUGUGUGUGUGUGCAGUAGGGGUCCAAAUGUCUGUGUUCACUACCGAGAGCUGUUUUUAUUUCAUCAGUUAUCCAACACUAAUAAACAUGGUUUCAACACACACACACACACACACACACACACACACACACACACACACACACAGUCGUGUAAACUCAUAAGUGUCGUAUGUUCAUGUCUAGCACUUUGAUCUUGACCUUGAUCUUUUUACUGGAAUAGUUGUGUUGAACUUAUACAUUUUUUGGUAACUGAUGAAAGAAAACGGUUCUUUAUUUCUGAUUUAAUGCUGUUUAUUAUGCACUAAAGCAGAUUUUAUAGCAGUAAUCAUUCUCGUUAAAUACCGGCGUGUUCAUACGCAGUUCUGCAGUAUUAGCACUAAAUGCUAAAGGCUGCGUGUUUCUGGCUCGAUCUGUACAUUUAGCAGCUUAGCAUUCGUUUGUAUUUACAGUUUUUCUUUACGAUUUAUCAGAAAUACAACCGGAUAUACCUUUGGCUUGCUAAGCUAAUUUGCACUAAACAGUUGCACUUGGCAUGCUAGCUAAGUUAACAUUUUAAUGUGCAGAAUUUGUACAGUUUAGCAGAAAUAUAAUUUUUCCAGUGCUUCAUUAUUGCAAGAUAUUCAUCUUGCACCUUGCUAGCUUAGCUACCCUGUCAAGUUCUUACUGUAAAAUAUAACUGUCCCUAGUCCUAACUUGCAAGUUAGCAAUUUUAGAGUGUAAUUAUUGUAUUUUUUAUCAGAGAUUGGACUUCCCAUGAGUUUAGCUAACAAGUUUGUAAUAUAUACAGUUUUCACAAUAAUCCACGGUAUGAUUGUAUCCUUUAAGCUUAGCAAAUUUACAAACUAGUUCAAAUUAGCUGGCAUGGAAGUUUUCACUCUACAUUUUUUACCAGGAAUACAGUGUCCCAUGGCGUGUUGGCCUGUAAGCUGUUUUCGGAAGUCGAUGGUCGCUAACUUACUGCAGUAAUGCGGAGAGAAGGCUGAAGUAUUGUUUGAGAUGAUUGUAAUGUUUACUGACGCACAGACUGCCCUCUGUUGAUACGAUGCCAAACAAACUGCGUUUUUACACUUUUACUGUUUACUGUUCUCGAGUGUUUCAUGUACUGUUCAUUACUGAUAGAAGAUCUCUACACAGAUGCCAUAUUACAGUACAGCGCUCGUCUUCCUCCAUCCCGUCACGUGUUUUAAUGACGAGUUUAAAUACAAAUCCAGUGAAAAAUGAAGCGAGAGAUUGUAUUUAUUCCCCUUGAUUCUUUUCAUUUCAUGUAUUUUGUACUGAAUCACAUUAGAAAUCAUGUUCAUCUCCCUUUCUCACACUUUUCUAAGAAUAAAACGUCCCAACGCUCCACUUUUCUACACCACAUGAACACCUUGAUGUCUUAAAAUAAAAGCGUGCAAUCAGAA
Messenger RNA from Ictalurus punctatus (channel catfish), 4788 nucleotides. Its product is annotated as fatty acyl-CoA reductase. Bases 422 to 1969 code for a protein of 515 amino acids. Gene Ontology annotation, biological process: long-chain fatty-acyl-CoA metabolic process. Gene Ontology annotation, molecular function: alcohol-forming very long-chain fatty acyl-CoA reductase (NADP+) activity. The record is from RefSeq and is a predicted model, not a curated record. Gene Ontology annotation, cellular component: peroxisome. NCBI's taxonomy places the organism in Eukaryota, Metazoa, Chordata, Actinopteri, Siluriformes, Ictaluridae. The transcript has 12 exons.